CACACUGCCACACUGCCUCUCUGACCAAUGGCUCGGAUACCACAGUUAAAUGGUCAGAGAGUGUUGUUACUAUUCACCGUUAUACUUCCUAUAACUUUCGAGAUGGAAAGUACCCAGGAAGGAUUCACUUACUUCAAAAAUUUAGAUGCGAUCAAAGAGUUCUUCGAGAAAGAUUUGAACCCAUAUUCGAGGAACAUAUUGGAAAGCUUUAAAAAGGAAUGUCUUUACAUGGAGGAUCCUGGACUUCCUAGAGGCAGACGGAGGCCAUUCAUAGUGAUCGACGGCAACCACAGAGCAUGUAGGAACGUGGUGGGGAUGAAGUUGUCGAGGAAGCUGGGCGGUCGCUACUUGAGUCAUCCAUCCCCUUGUCUACACGACUACUUCAAGAAACUGUCGCAAGGGAUGACUCGCAGGGCCUUCUACCUGCUGUCCAUCUACGCCAUGGACCUCAACGUCAAAGUGCACAUAAACCUCAACAGACCUGUAAUCGUCAACGGACACUGGUUGGAGCAGGUAGUAUUCCCUCUGCUUCAGUUUCUUCCACCAAACGACGACUUCCCUCCAGCGUCCAGCGAAGUGUUCGACCUUCCUACAGAUCUGCUGGCUCCAGACCUGGUGGUAUACCUGGACACCGAGGACAACAACAUGACCAAACCGCGCACUGCUGUUAACAAACGCAGGUCCGUGAAGUUGUAUGAAAAAUUGGCAUCAAGAUAUCCCAUUACGAUACAACCUAUGUUGCCCGGACCCAACAGGCACACGAUCGAAAAGAUCUACGGAAUCAUCUGGAACAAUCUAUCAGAACAUCUAGACUUCAGACACAUCAACAGACCCUAUCAGUUCUAUAAAUAUCAAAACUUAAUAACGACUAACAAACUGAAUCAAACAAUACAUACAUACAGACCUGUAAUUAGCCAACCAACCGAGAUAUAAUUCAGUGUGGUACAUUAAAUAUUAUCAGGAAUAUCAGGCAUUACGCUGCUCUUUACCAUACUCUUAACCACAGCAUGUUCUAUCUAACUAUUGUGUCUAGUGAUGAAAAUAGCUCGACGGUUGCAAUGUUUUAUACAACUUUGAGAAAAACAUUUCAAUAUUAUUUAGACUAACAAAAAAUAUUUAAGGCUGUAUGUCUAUUUAUUAAAUAAUUUAUU
Molecule: messenger RNA, 1151 nt
Organism: Macrosteles quadrilineatus (aster leafhopper)
Lineage: Eukaryota; Metazoa; Arthropoda; Insecta; Hemiptera; Cicadellidae
Exons: 6
Coding region: 28-933 (301 amino acids)
Source: RefSeq, a predicted model, not a curated record